This is a messenger RNA of Emericellopsis atlantica, 2110 nucleotides long. Its product is annotated as interferon-induced GTP-binding protein Mx. Gene Ontology annotation, molecular function: GTPase activity; microtubule binding; GTP binding. Gene Ontology annotation, cellular component: cytoplasm; membrane; microtubule. Lineage: Eukaryota; Fungi; Ascomycota; Sordariomycetes; Hypocreales; Bionectriaceae. The coding region runs from base 439 to 2007 and encodes 522 amino acids. The record is from RefSeq and is a predicted model, not a curated record. The transcript has 2 exons.
UCUUCAGUAUGUCUUCCUUUCUACACAAGCGACCGAUUUUUGACCCUCACUAGCAAUCGAACUCUACAUCCUUUUCUCUUGGGAACCAGCCUCGACAACUUCGCCGUACUUCAGAUGAAGGACGUGCCAACUCUUCGAUAUUUCCAUCUUCCUCUAAUCUGCCUCGUCGAAUCGUUCAACCCGUGCCUCGUUUGCCUAUUUAUGCCAUCCCUUCCUCCCCUUCCUCUCUAUCUUUCUCUUCCUUCCUUCUACAUCUCACUCAUCGUUUUCCAGAGCCUGUUGCAUCCCUCAGCAACCCGAUCUUAGAUCCUCAGAUCUCUUCAUACCUCGCAUCUACAUCCUUCGAGCUUCCUACCAACAUCGAGAUUUAAGUGCAGAACAUCCAUGACCUGUUGAUCCCGACAAUCGUUGUCGCCAUCAACACUUCCACUCCUGCGUAUGGGUCCGCUCACACCUCCAUCACCGCCAAUCUUUGUCAAGAUGGAGGAGACAUCACUAUUCGAAGGAUUUUCCACUCCCCCAGGCAGCCAACCGGGUGGAUCGAAUGGCCUCAUUACUAGGGAGCAUCAAGAUGUUCUCGACAUCAUCGAUUCUCUCCGCUGCAUUGGCCUGGAGCGAUACGUCGAUCUGCCUCAAAUCAUCGUCUGCGGUGAUCAGUCCUCCGGCAAGAGCUCUGUGCUUGAAGCCAUCUCGGGCCUCUCAUUCCCAGCCAAGCAAGGCGUCUGCACACGCUUCGCCACCGAACUCAGCCUCCGCCCAAGCCCACGCAGCCGUGUCCAAGUCACAAUCGUCGCUGGUCAUAGCCGUUCUGCCGCUGAGAGAAAGGCGCUCAAGUCCUUUAGCAAACGGGCGAGCACUAGCCCCGAGGAUUUCGAUCUGGGUGCAGUCAUCCGCGAUGCGGAAAAGGCCAUGGGCCUGGGUGACACGAACAAGCGUUUCAGCAACGACACUCUAAAGGUGGAGAUCUCUGCACCAAACCUGAGUCGCCUCACUCUGGUCGACCUGCCUGGUUUGUUUGUGGCCGGCGACAAGCGCCAGAGUGUGGAGGAUGCUCAAAUUGUCCGUGAGCUUGUCAUGUCGUAUAUGGAGAAGCCUCGGAGCAUCAUUCUCGCGGUAGUGUCUGCCAAUGUGCAAUUCACCCUGCAGUCUGUCACGGAGCGUGCGCGUCAGGUGGAUCCCGAAGGAGCGCGUACCUUGGGGCUCAUCACGAAACCGGACAAGCUCGACCACGCGUGCGAAGAUGAGCAGACGUACAUCACGCUGGCCGAGAAUAAGGACGUCAACUUGCGUCUCGGCUGGCACGUUGUCAAAAACAGGGACUGGAAGGAGCGGGAUAUGACAGCGGAGCAACGAGACGGCUCGGAGAGACAGUUUUUCGAGGAGAGGAACUGGAACCGCUUGGAUCCUGAACAACUUGGCGUUGCCCACUUGGUGGCGAGGCUGAGCAAAGUUCUCCGCCAGCAUAUCGUGUCCCAGCUCCCUCAGCUCCUCGACGAGAUCUGCAAACGCAUUGAUGCGGUCAAAAGCCAGCUCGCGGGCCUAGGAGAUACACGAACCACUGUUAACGAGCAGCGCCGGUACUUGUGCCAUGUCAGUGAGGCGUUUUCCCGCCUCGUCAAAGCGGCUGUUGAUGGCGACUACACCAAUCGAAGCUUUUUCCCUAAUGAAGGGAAAGAUGAGAAUCGUCUCCGCGCACGCGUCGCCAGCCAUCUUACAGCAUUCGCGGAGAGUAUGCAGAAGCGUGGACAUUCUCACGAGAUCUUUGACGAGGAAGAUCCCACGGCUAGUUUGCUGAUGCAGAAGCAUAAGGACGGCGUGCCGCCUACCGUUGAUGGCCCGGCCGCUAUUCCACGCGGGGAGUACAUCCUCCACGUCCAAACGGUCUUGAGCAAGGGAAAGGGAAGAGAGCUCCCAUGUACCUACAAUCCUCAGGUUAUUGGAGACCUAUUCGGCGAUCAGUGCAAGCCCUGGAACGCUAUGGCACGCGGAGUCAUGAGAACUAUCUAGGAGGCAGUAAGGUCCGUGACUAACAACGCCCUGCACGAAUCAAUGGAUCGUGAAACGGCAUCACGUGUUAGUCGUUUUUUGCUCUAUCCAACUCUUAUAAAGA